GUGGAGUUCGUAGUCCUUAUCGGGUCCUGAUUCCUCCGGGCUCCCACCACAGACAAGUCGCUUCGCGUUAUCCGAGUUAACCACUGCAGCGAGGCACUUUGCUGGCCGGCGGUCAGAUUCACAUCGAAGAAGGACGGGAAGCGGAACCAUGGAUCUGAGUUCAGGGAUUCAAAAAGUCUCAAUUACCCAUCAGCCGUCAGGAAGAGGUGCACCUUGUUUGAAAUGCAGAGAAAAGUGUGCUGGUUUUGAACCACAUUCUUGGAGGAAAAUAUGCAAGUCAUGCAAAUGCAGCCAGGAAGAUCACAGCCUGAGCUCUGACACAGAAGAUGAUCGGAAAAUUGGCCGCUUGCUUGCUGAUUCGAAAUACUCUUCACUAACUGCUCGGGUAAAAGGAGGCGACGGAAUCCGCAUCUAUAAAAGGAACCGCAUGAUUAUCACUAAUCCUAUAGUAUCUCGGAAAGAUCCAACUUUUGACACCGUUACAUAUGAAUGGGCUCCACCUGGAUUGACUCAGAAACUGGCUACCCAGUAUAUGAGUUUGAUUUCAAAAGAAAUGCAACCAGUGGCUGGCACAGAAGGUGCUUAUUAUCGUCGUAGAAGGUUGAUGAGGCAGCUGCCUCUUUACGACCAGGACCCUUCCCAAUGUCGGGGCCUUUCGGAGAAUGAAAUCAAGCUGAUGGAAGACUUUAUAAAGCAAUAUAAAGACAAUGUCCUUGGUGUUGGAGAAGUUGCACUGCUAGGUCAAGGGGGAGCUACCAAAGAGGAAGGGAAGCAGUCAGAUAAAAACAUUCCUGCGAGUCAGGAAGCAGCUUCAACCAAUGGCACAUUGGGCCAUCUGUCCAAAGGGCAGGACUUGCGCUGUGACUUCUGCAAGGAGGUGCUACCAGCUGACUAUCCUGUAGUGUACGCAGACCGAGCAGGCUACGAUCACCAGUGGCAUCCGGCAUGCUUUGUGUGCUCUAAGUGCUCUGAACCGCUUGUUGACUUGAUCUACUUCUGGAACAAUGGGGCCAUCCGGUGUGGACGCCAUUACUGUGAUAGCAUAAGGCCACGCUGUACAGCUUGCGAUGAGAUAAUAUUUUCUGAUGACUACCAACAAACUGAAGGCCUUACUUGGCACAAGCAACAUUUCACCUGCCUGGAAUGUGAGACCUUGCUGGCUGGCAAACCGUUCGUCCUGGAUGCAGCCAGCCUGCUGUGUACCCCUUGUAGUAAAAACAAGCUCCCUUAAACAGGAGCAUUAUUUCGGUGCCUGAUGUUUUUGUGUGUUCUGACUCGGAACAGACUCAUUGGGACAAACAUGAUGGGGAGGGUUUAAGCCAAAGAAGUUGCAUCCUGAGGAUUUAGACCACUAAAGUUAUUUCAAUCAAGUAAUUACAGGAAAUGAGAUGGGAAAUGGUAAUGCAGUACGUGAAGAAUAGAGGAAUCGAACGUUCUAGGCCUUUCAGGAAGAACUUUAAACAACCACAUGUACUGAAAACUAGGCGCCAUUAUGUUAAAUUAUUUCAAGUUUGGCAUAUUACAAAAACGACUUCUUCAGGAGGU
Messenger RNA from Candoia aspera, 1545 nucleotides. It is a transcript of the gene LMCD1, whose product is annotated as LIM and cysteine rich domains 1. Gene Ontology annotation, molecular function: transcription corepressor activity; zinc ion binding. Gene Ontology annotation, cellular component: nucleus. The record is from RefSeq and is a predicted model, not a curated record. The transcript is spliced from 6 exons. Bases 149 to 1231 code for a protein of 360 amino acids. Lineage: Eukaryota; Metazoa; Chordata; Lepidosauria; Squamata; Candoiidae.